CUAGGAAUUUCCUGUGUGAUGCCAACUGGGAACCACUCAGUUUUUGAACCAAAAUAUCCUAAAUCAUCUGUUCGUGACCAAACCGUAUCUACAUAUACCUUCUAUAGUUUGUGUCUAGGAACUUCCUAAUUCUAGCUCAAACAGUCAUCUUCCCAUCAUCACAAGCUGAAAUGUCGAGCGCAGAUUCCGGAGGUGCCUGGCCGUGGUCGUGGCUUGCUAAAGCAGCGAAUGAUGCAAUUCCUAGAGCUACUGCAACACUGCUUGUCAUUGUAAUAGCAGCUCUUACUUUUUUCUCUUUGUUGAGGAGGCGAAACCACACAACGGCUCCAUUGCCUCCAGGGCCCCGAGGCGUGCCAUUCUUUGGGUACCUCCCAUUCCUAGGGACUGAUCUCCACCGGAAAUUCGCUGAAUUGGCCGAGACAUACGGCCCCAUCUACAAACUCCGGCUCGGAAGCAAAUUAUAUAUUGUGGUCAAUUCUCCGUCGCUGGCCAAAGAAAUUGUGCGGACCCAAGACAUGACGUUUGCCAAUCGGGACCCGAACAUUGCCAGUGUCAUUGGAACAUACGGCGCAAGGGACAUUGCCUUCUCAAGCCAGGGCCCUUAUUGGAGGAAUCUCCGCAAACUGUUUGUACGGCAGUUGAUGAGCAACACAAGUCUGGACGCCUGUUACGGUUUGAGAAGGCAGGAGGUCAGGAAAGCUCUGAGUGAUCUGUAUAGAAAACCCGGGGUGCCGGUAGAUAUUGGCGAAUUGGCCCUUCUGAUCUUGCUUAACAUGGUGAUGGCAAUGCUGUGGGGAGGAACGCUUCAGGGAGAAAAGGGUGAAGCCAUGGCCUCUGAGUUUCGAAAGGUGGUGGCCAAAUAUAUGGUGCUCUUAGGUAGUGCGAAUGUUUCGGACUUUUUCCCGGCACUCGCUUGGCUUGACCUGCAAGGAGUGGAAAGGGAGAUGAAAAGCGUGCAUCAGUGGUUGGAUGGUUUUAUUCAGCCGAUUAUCGAUUGGGCCACCAAAGAAACAACAAAUGAACUAUUCAAGCAGAAGGAAGGAGAACCUAAAUGCAAUGAACAGAAAAAGGACUUUUUGCAUAUUUUCCUGGAUAUGGAGAUAAAUCUUGAAGAUGACCAGUCACCAGUGGACAAGAAUGUAGCACUCAAAGCCAUUCUUCUGGACAUUGUAAUCGCAGGAACCGAUACGACUUCAACAAUGGUCGAGUGGGUGAUGGCAGAGUUGUUGCAGAACCGAAAUGUGAUGAAUAAAGUAAUCCACGAAUUGACAGAAGUCGUGGAGGAUGCAAUGGUCGAAGAGCAUCACUUGCCCAAAUUAAAGUACCUCAACGCGGUCAUUAAGGAGGCAUUUCGUUUGCACCCGGCGGUGCCCUUAUUGUUGCCGCGGACCCCAAAUGCUUCCUGUGUCGUCGGGGGUUACCUGAUACCAAAGGGCAGCAAUAUAUUCUUAAACAUGGGUUAUAUCCACAGGGACCCCAAGAUUUGGGACAAACCAUCGGAGUUUAGACCCGAGAGGUUCUUGGAAGAUCCCAGCAAAUAUGAUUUCUCGGGCAACAACUUUGCAUACAUGCCGUUCGGUUCUGGCCGGAGGAUGUGUGCAGGGCUUGCGCUGGCAGAGAGGAUGCUACCGUAUGUUUUAGCCUCUCUUUUGCACUCAUUCGAGUGGGAAUUACCGCCAGGGUUUGAGCUGGAUUUAUUGGACAAGUUCGGCAUUGUGGUCAAGAAAAUGAACCCCCUGGUUGCCAUUCCAAGACCGAGAUUGUCCGCUCCGGAGCUCUACAUGUCGGGAUAAAUCUUUCAUUAGUCUCAAGGCUUUUCAUUUCAAUUCUACGAAAUAAACGUAUCCUGCCAGUAUCAAUCAUGGUUUAAGCGUCUACUCAAUUGGACCUGGGUUUGAAAAAAAUUUAUGCUGCUUUUGUUUGUAAUAGUAGAAAGAAUUUCUAUUAUCUAUUGGUUCCUCAGGUCAGUUAGACCAGAAGAUUAGGUCAUAUGAUUUAAGAGCAAAACGUUGCGAAUCUUGCAUAUAUAUUCGACCACGGAGUUCUGGAGGAGGUGGUCUGCUUGCGC
Messenger RNA from Eucalyptus grandis, 2068 nucleotides. RefSeq names its product flavonoid 3'-monooxygenase CYP75B137. Gene Ontology annotation, molecular function: oxidoreductase activity, acting on paired donors, with incorporation or reduction of molecular oxygen; iron ion binding; monooxygenase activity. Lineage: Eukaryota; Viridiplantae; Streptophyta; Magnoliopsida; Myrtales; Myrtaceae. The record is from RefSeq and is a predicted model, not a curated record.